Messenger RNA from Olea europaea var. sylvestris, 1050 nucleotides. RefSeq lists its product as uncharacterized. Gene Ontology annotation, molecular function: double-stranded DNA binding. The coding region runs from base 152 to 784 and encodes 210 amino acids. The record is from RefSeq and is a predicted model, not a curated record. The transcript is spliced from 3 exons. NCBI's taxonomy places the organism in Eukaryota, Viridiplantae, Streptophyta, Magnoliopsida, Lamiales, Oleaceae. Gene Ontology annotation, biological process: regulation of DNA-templated transcription.
CUUGCCUCCUCAAAAUUGGGCCAUGUGAUAGUCCGAAAAUAUCUUGGCCUUCAUUCUCUGACCGCUGGACUGAGGGGUUGUCAACCGAUAUCAAGAUUUCCUCUGUUUUUCUCUCUCAAGACACCAUUUCAGUCUACAAUCCAAGAGAGGGAUGCUAGGAAAAUCAUUGGCUUCUCCUUUGCUGACAUUUUAUUCCACAGUGGGCAUCUGCUCUUUUCCUGAUUCUGUCUCAGCAGCCCCAAAUGUAAAUGUUCGAAACUAUGUUCCUCUAGAUGUUUUUGGGGGACCUCGGAUAACAACAUUUGCAUCAAGGCGAUGGGAGUUACAUUCAACUGCUGAAAUUCAGGAUGCGGUAUUGAGUGUUGAAGAUAAGAAAAGGUGGGAAUCGUGUACGCAAGCUCUGGCUGCAAUCGGGGUUACAAACGAGGCAGCAGAGAAAACACUUGGCAAAGCGUUUGGCCAGAUUCACUCUCCAUACUGGGGCGAAGAACGGAAAAAGGAAGUGCCAAGGAUUGAGGUAGUAAAUGAAAUAUUGAAUUAUUUGAAAGGAUUAGGCCUUACGGAUGAUGAUCUUGGCAAACUUUUGAAGAAAUUUCCCGAGGUACUUGGAUGUAGCCUUGAAAAUGAAUUGAAAACCAAUGUGCAGAUUUUAGAGAAGCAAUGGGGAAUCAAAGGGAAAUCGUUGAGAAACCUCCUCCUUCGCAAUCCGAAAGCAUUGGGUUACAAUGUUGAUUGCAAGGGAGAUUGCAUGGCGCAAUGCACGCGCUGCUGGGCUCGAUUUUAACUUUGUUGUCAUGUAUAUGAUUUUAUCGAUUCAGAGAUUUUCUUCUAGACUGAUCAAUUGGCUCUCUGUUCGAGGGAUAUGUAAAAAUCUGGUUCCGAUCUUGUAAGUUCUCCUUAUACUAAACAAAUGCAUACUGGAGGAUUUUUAUUAGUAUAAGUUCUCCUUAUGCUAAACAAAAGAUCGAUAAAUUUGAGUUAUUCUCUAGGUUUUGUAAAUUUCAGAUCUUUUCAGAAUAUAGUACCAUAAAUAAGUAAAAAUCUUGAUUA